Nilaparvata lugens (brown planthopper) is the source of this 562-nucleotide messenger RNA. Its product is annotated as zinc metalloproteinase-disintegrin-like batroxstatin-3. The coding region runs from base 26 to 487 and encodes 153 amino acids. The record is from RefSeq and is a predicted model, not a curated record. Gene Ontology annotation, molecular function: metalloendopeptidase activity. Lineage: Eukaryota; Metazoa; Arthropoda; Insecta; Hemiptera; Delphacidae. The transcript has 4 exons. Gene Ontology annotation, biological process: membrane protein ectodomain proteolysis.
AAUCUUCGCGAGCGGGGAAGCGGGCAUGGCCGUUCCUCAAUCUAUUUGUACUCCAAAGUCGGUUGGCCUCAGUGUGGAUGUAAACUCCUAUGAACUGCAUCUACUGGCCGGAACCAUGGCUCAUAUGAUCGGCCAUAAUAUCGGCAUGGCUCAUGAUAAACCUGAUUGUUUAUGCAAUGACUGGCACGGCUGUAUAAUGAACCCCUCCAUAGUAGGACUGGAAAAUGUUCAACCCUAUAAAUUCAGUGCCUGCAGUUUGGAUGAUUACAAUAUGGCGCUCAGAACUGGAAGAGGACUUUGUCUGCUCAAUAAACCUAAUGAGUUGGAAGCACGUCGCACUUGUGGCAACAAUAAGAUAGAAGAGGGCGAGGAUUGUGACUGUGGUCCUAUAGAGCAAUGUGCCGACAAGUGCUGUGACCCCAUCACUUGCAAACUCAGGAAGGAUGCUGAAUGUGCCUCUGGGCCUUGCUGCAAUAAUGCCGGCUGAGGCCAAGCGGUGUGGUAUGUCGGGAGGCAAGCAACGAGUGUGACCUCCCCGAGUUCUGCACAGGUGAGAGUGGGC